UUGCGUCAAUAAAACGAAACCGAGAUGUUUAGUUCGACCUCGCUAGAUCCGGUCCCGGCAAAACGGCAAUCGAAACCAUUUCCGUCCAUAUCGCAACCGAAACUCGUGGGAUUCUUCAGCAUCGACGCACACCGGAAGUACGAUGGAUCGGCCGCUCAGCUCAAAUACCUUUCGCUUCCACCACCGCCACGAACCGAUCUGCAUCUUGACCUCAACGAGGGAUUUGAAAUUCAUCAUCCGAAACCGGAAAGUGCGAAGGCUGAAGGAAUUGAUAUGCUGCUGUCCUACCUGCGCCACAAUAGCACCCCCGACAGCUGGACACACCGGCCAGAGUCGGAACUGUCCGGGGAAAGCCGCACCGCUCGAUUACGGUAUGAUUUCGUGUGCUUUCGCGGGUUGCUUCGAUUGAUUGCGUGCACACCGUACGAUCGGAACACGGGUUGGAUCGUACAGGCAAUCCGCUACCGUGGUACGAUCUAUCUCUGUGAAAGACCCACGGCCGAGAAGCUGGAAUCGGCACGGAAUGAAACUGAACAGCAACGCCGGUUCUGCUUUUACGGAUUCAAGUUCGAGCAGCACAUCCUCACGGAGCGUCCCAACAUCCGGCCCGAUACUUCCGAACCCGUCGUACUGUCGGAAGAGUUUUGCUCCCUGUUCGACAGCACACUGGCCGGUAAACGGUUACUGUAUGGAGCUGAAAUGGACGGAAUAAUCUUGGAAGAGAAACGGCCACCACUCGAUCGAGACGGUUUAACGGUGGAUGAGCUACGACGGUUCGAGUUUGUGGAGGUCAAAGUGAAACGACGGGAAACGAACCAACGGCAGCUGGACAAUUUUUAUCGCUUUAAAACGAAAAACUGGUGGUGCCAAAGCUUCCUCGUGAACGUGCAGCGGAUCGUGGUAGGCCUGCGAGAUGAUCGGGGAAUCGUGAGGGAGAUAACGGAGAUGAAGCUGAAGGAUCUGCAACGCGAUUCUCGUCACCAUUGGUCCGCGGCCGUUUGUAUAAACUUUUUGGAUGAAUUUCUGCAAGAAGUGGCCACCGUACUGAAGGGUGUAGAUGACUGUACGCGUGUCUUUCAAUUUGAAUACAGUCCACAGGAACACGCACGUGUACGGUACCGUGAUCUAGGUGUUGGACAUCCGGAUUCUUUUCUCCCGCAAUGGUAUACGCAGUACGUAGAAAGUAAAUAAAACUAUCAGGACUUUUGACUAAC
Messenger RNA from Anopheles darlingi, 1214 nucleotides. Its product is annotated as decapping nuclease DXO homolog. Gene Ontology annotation, cellular component: cytosol; nucleus. Gene Ontology annotation, biological process: NAD-cap decapping; nuclear-transcribed mRNA catabolic process. Lineage: Eukaryota; Metazoa; Arthropoda; Insecta; Diptera; Culicidae. The transcript has a single exon. The coding region runs from base 25 to 1191 and encodes 388 amino acids. Gene Ontology annotation, molecular function: mRNA 5'-diphosphatase activity. The record is from RefSeq and is a predicted model, not a curated record.